Molecule: messenger RNA, 1079 nt
Organism: Hippocampus comes (tiger tail seahorse)
Lineage: Eukaryota; Metazoa; Chordata; Actinopteri; Syngnathiformes; Syngnathidae
Product: protein tilB homolog
Exons: 3
Coding region: 127-567 (146 amino acids)
Source: RefSeq, a predicted model, not a curated record
GGCGAGUUUGGGCCAUUUCAUCAGGUGACAAGUUGAACGCGGUUUCCUUGAACCUUACAGUGCGCUAGCUACUGGUCGGCUCCCUCCGAGAACUUGUAGAAUGUGUGUCAUAAAAAAUGUCCAGUCAUGAUGAAACUGCUUGUUAUGAACGCUCAAAUAAUAAAUGCGCAGAUAUUUCAGCUGGUUCUGCCGGCUGAGGUCAAGCCCGACAGCUCGACGGCACAGCGGUCGCAGACCACGGGGCACCUGCUGCUCCACAUGCCCCGGGCUCAAGGUGAAAUCAAGGUGACAAAAGCUGCCAUACAUCCAUCGAAAGAUGACCGCCGCCGCCGCGGCAGCUCGCCCGACAGCAAGAAAAGAGAGCGCUCCAUUCCAGAGAGGUUGGAAGUGGACGCCAGCGGAACCGUGGACAUCGCCAACAUCGUGACACGCCCCCGCACCGUCGAAGGGCCGCUGGAAGCUUCUGGCUGGAAUCCAUCCGCCGCCGCCGCCGCCGCCGCCGCACGUCUUGACGACGAGCCCUCGGAGGGAUUUGUGGAUGACCCCGACGUACCGCCGCUCAUUUAACCCAACCCUGCCGCUGGAACGGAGAAGUGGCUCGUUCACGCUCUCGUGACUGCAGUGUGGUUGUUGAGGAAGAUCGUGCGGAAUAACGAUCAACAAGUUGAGAAGGUAGACCCGUAAAAAAAAUAAUAAAAAAAUGACUCUUGUCUGCUUAGCUUUGUGCUUGAGAGCAGGAUGUCGCCUGAAGACAGUGAACACAUCUCAAGGUCUUUUUCCUCUUUUUUUUGACUGGACCAUCUUUGUCAAGAUUUUGGAAUAAAACGCCACCCCCACCCCUCCCUAAAACAAACAAAAAAAAAAAGAUCAAGACACAACAACAAACCAUGCGCAGUCUCAUCCUCCUCUGUCUGUGUUUCAUUUGUUUUGUGUCUGUUGCCAUGACGACACAAAUCAUCCUCGAUUGCUGACUUACCAGGCACACUUGGGUCAGGAAGGACCACUUGGGACUUUGCUCCUCUUUUUUUUUUCCCUUCUGCCCUCCCCCUCCCCUCGUUCUCAACAUUUCCACAAAUUCU